CUGAAGGAAACUUACCUGUUCUGGGCAAAUUCAGAAGCAACGGUCAUCACCUUGCUUGCUAUUUAAACUCCUUAGCAGAAUCGAACAAUGUACUGAGAAAGAAGCGGUACAGGGCUAUCAUCUUAGUGGGUUGAUCAGAACAGAGGCAUAGAGUCUGUUUGAUUGACGGUGUAACGGGUCUGGGAUUGGGGAUCCGGGUUUUGUUGUUCAGAGUCCCUUUCUUAAUUGUUGUCGAGUCUUACUGUUAUUUUAUCUUUUGCUUGAUAGGAAAUCUUAAUAAAAACAGAGUCUCCUAGACCUCAGUGCAGUACUGAGUCUAGGACGAGGAUGUACCCAAUAGUUUGGGGAACCUCGUUAAAAAUUGGCUUGUCUCUGCUCCUCUUCAUUCCCUUAUCGUCUUCCUCGUGCUCCUCUGUUUUUCUAUCUUAUUCAGCUCUGUUGUUUCAGAGCUAAGGAAGAAGACGACCCUGUCUUCAAUCCAGAGGCUGAACUCGAGUGGGCUUUUUCUUAAGCCUGCGUCAGUUGUCUUUUGUUUGUGGGCUUAAGCAUUUUCGGGCCCAAUUUAAGAGUUCAGAAGAGCUAAAAGCAGAGAAUGAACUUUUCGCUUUACUCUUUCAUUUCCCCCAAAUUCCUUCAAGAACCCUAAUCGAAAAGGCAGUGUGUUUUUCUCAAUAAGUGGUAUCAGAGCCUGCCCUUGAAGAAGCUUACUCCUGCCAAGGUCAAAGAUCCAAAGAUCUGAUGGCGUCCAAUUCCUUCGGGCAGGCGACUCUGAAUCAUCCUCCUAUCUUUUCUGGAGGAAAUUAUACUGCUUGGAAGAAGAGAAUCAAGCAGUUUAUGUGGGGCAUCGAUGAGGAGCUCUGGCUCAUUGUGCAAAACGGCCCCAUCGACAUGGAUUUAGCAGAACAACACUUGUGGACUGCAACACAGAAGAAAAGUGCUCAAUUAAACCAGCGCGCGAUGCAUGUCCUUCAAUCAGCAAUGACUUCUGAAGAAGCGGAUCAGGUGGAGAAUUGUGACACUGCUCAGGAAAUCUGGAUUGCUCUUCAGAGCACAUACGAAGGUACCUCUAAUAUUCGUGAAUCACGAAUUGAUCUUCUUGUGCAUGAGUAUGAAUCAUUCUCUAUGUUAAAUAACGAAUCCAUUCAUGAGAUGUAUUCUAGGUUUACUGUUCUUAUCAAUAAGCUUAAAGGGUUAGGUCGCACUUUUCUGGUUAAAGAUCUCAAUAGGAAGAUUCUUCGAUCCUUACCCAAAGAGUGGCUACCUAAGCGCACGGCGAUUGAGGAAGCUCGUAAUCUAGCAACUCUUCCAAUAAAUGAAUUAAUUGGGUCUCUUUUGAGUCAUGAAAAUGUUAUUAAGCAAGUGUAUCUGGAUGAUGAUAAGAGGAAGAAAACUCUAGCCUUCCAGUCCAGAGUUGUCGAUUAUGAUUCUGAUAAUGACUUGGGAAGAGAUUUUGAGAAAGAGUUCGCCUUAGUUAGCAAGCGUUUUCAUCGUAUGCUAAAAUAUAAAAAUGAUCAGAAACGAAGGUCUGAUGAUUCUAGGUUUAUAUCUAAUGAUCGUUUUAAAAGUUCUUCAUAUGAUAGGCUGCCUAAUCAGCAGACCAGAACUUUACAUACAGGUACAAGUGAACGAGAAUCGCAAGCUUGCUACAAGUGUGGGAAACAUGGUCACAUCAGGGCAAAUUGUCCCCAAACUCUUAAGGCAAAAGAGCGUGCCAUGAAAGCAUCUUGGAGCGAUUAUGAAACAGAUGAUGAACCAGAUCAGGCUGAUGAAGAAGCACUGAUGGCCUUUUCAUCUUCUUCUGAUCAGAACUCAGAUUCUGCACAAGCAGAUUUUUUCUCUCCUCUUGAUGACUCUGGUAAGUUGAAACAAAAUGAUAAUCUCUGGUAUCUUGAUAGUGGAUGUUCGCAUCAUAUGACUGGUAAGCAAGACAUAUUUUCAACUUUGCAAUUCAAAAGAGGUGGUAAAGUUACUUUUGGUGAUGAUAGUUUUGGCACGAUUGUUGGAAUAGGAACCAUUGGUCAACUGCCUUUACCUGUGAUUCAUGAUGUUUUACUUGUUGAUGGUCUUAAGCACAAUCUUCUUUCUAUAAGUCUAUUGUGCAAUAGUGGUCAUAAUGUCAUUUUUGAAACUUCUCGUUGCCUUGUGAAACGGUCAAGUGAUGAAACUGUUUAUCUUUGUUGGAUCAAGACAGAACAAUAUGUAUAUUAUUGAUCUUCGAAAUCUUGAUGCCUUCAAUGAAUAUUGUUUUGUUGCUUCCUUCCAACAAGAGCUGCUUUGGCACAGAAAACUUGGACACAUUAGUCUACAAAAACUAGCAAUGUUUUCUAAGUUGAAUCUAGUUAGAGGCCUUCCUGCUCUUAAAGAAAAGACAAACUUUUUCUGUGAUACUUGCAUUUCUGGCAAACAUACUCGCAGGACCUUUAAAUCUAAACCUGACAUUACUACCACAGCUGUUUUAGAGCUACUUCAUAUGGAUCUUUUUGGUCCUUGUAAUGUUACUAGCUUGGGUGGUAAGAACUAUGUGUUUGUUAUAGUUGAUGACUUCUCAAGAUAUACUUGGGUUUUCUUUCUUGCUCACAAAUCAGAAACUCUAGAAAAAUUUAAGACAUUUGCUCUAUUACAUUCUGGUCAGAUUAAAACUGUUAAGAGUGACAAUGGGGGUGAGUUUAUUGUAGAAGAAUUCGAGACCUUCUGCAAUAACACUGGGAUCUCUCACAUUUUUUCUGCUCCUCGUACUCCACAACAAAAUGGGGUGGUGGAGCGAAAAAAUAGAACUCUAAUUGAAUGUGCUCGUACUCUGUUGUUAGAAUAAAACUUGCCAAAGUAUUUUUGGGCAGAGGCAGUCAGCACUGCUUGCUAUGUGAUAAAUCGUGUCUUAGUUAGAAAAACCUUAAAUAAAACUCCUUAUGAGCUUUUUAGAAACAAGUCUCCUAAUAUAUCGUACUUCCAUCCUUUUGGGUGUCCUUGUUAUAUCUUAAACACUCGAGAUCAGCUAGGGAAGUUUGAUUCAAAAUCUGACAAAGGGAUCUUCCUUAGGUAUUCUGUUAAAGGACAGGCAUUUAGAGUUUAUAACACUCGUACUCAAAAAGUGGAAGAAUCGGUUCAUGUUCGAUUUAAUGAUAAUACUACUAUUGAAAAACCAGAUUCUAGUCUUGUGUCAUUUGACCUGUCUGAGUUGUUUUCUGAGUUUGAUAAAUCUUCAGAUAAAGAGCAGGUGACUACUGUUAAUGAACCAGAGGAGUCUUCUCCUCUCCUGGAAGAUGCUGCAAAAGGUGAAACUCCCUCUAACACUAUCAUUGCUGCUCCUCCACACAUCCAGAAACGCCAUCUUGUCACACAGGUUAUUGGAAAUAUCAAUGAUGGUUUAAAAACUAGAGGUAAGCAUAUUCCUGGCCAAUAUGCCUAUGUGUCGCAAAUUGAACCUAAGUCAUACAAGAUUGCUUUAGGAGAUGAUGCCUGGUUUCUAGCUAUGGUUGAAGAACUUUCCCAGUUUGCUCGUUUACAUGUAUGGGACUUAGUUCCAAGACCCUUGAAUGUUACUGUUAUAGGCACAAAAUGGGUAUUUAGGAAUAAACCUGAUGAGAUAGGUAUGAUUAUUCGAAAUAAAGCCAGACUGGUUGCUCAAGGGUAUUCUCAAGAAGAAGGCAUCGACUAUGACGAGACGUUUGCCCCUGUUGCACGUCUUGAGUCAAUUCGCCUUCUUUGUGCUUAUGCGUCUUAUUUAGGUUUUCCCUUGUUUCAAAUGGACGUUAAAAGUGUUUUUUUAAAUGGGGUUAUUGAGGAAAAUGUGUAUGUUGCUCAACCUCCGGGUUUUGUUGAUCCUCAAUACCCUGAUCAUGUCUUUAAACUCAAUAAGGCUCUUUAUGGUCUUAAACAGGCUCCUCGAGCUUGGUAUGAUCGCCUUACAACCUUCCUUCUUGAUCAGGGUUUCAUACAGGGAUCAGUUGACAAAACUCUUUUUACUAAGCAUGUUUCCUCUGAUUUUCUGCUUGUUCAGAUCUAUGUUGAUGACAUAGUCUUUGGUGGCACUAAUACUAAUCUAUGUUCAUCCUUUUGUGAGUCUAUGCAAAGUGUUUUUGAGAUGAGUCUAAUGGGUGAACUUAAGUUUUUUCUAGGUCUACAGAUUCAACAAACCCCUGCUGGUAUCUUUAUUCAUCAGUCAAAAUAUGUGUCGAACAUGCUUAGUAAAUUCGAGAUGAAUGC
Molecule: messenger RNA, 4203 nt
Organism: Linum trigynum
Lineage: Eukaryota; Viridiplantae; Streptophyta; Magnoliopsida; Malpighiales; Linaceae
Source: the annotation of a GenBank genome assembly